ACCCGCUCCGUCCUAUGGAUCAAUAUCAUGUCCUUGAAUGCAUCGGUGAGGGUUCCUUUGGAAGAGUCUACAAGGGUCGCAGGCGUUACACUGGCCAAAUCGUGGCGCUUAAAUUCAUCCCAAAACAAGGAAAGAGUGAAAAGGCACUGCAGAACUUAAAGAAGGAGUUUGAAAUCAUGAAGUCCAUUCACCACCCGAAUAUUAUUUCAAUGAUUGAUGCGUUUGAGACUCAGAAAGAAGUAGUCGCUGUGACAGACUAUGCCGAAGGCGAUCUUUUUCAAAUUAUCGAAGAUGAUGGUCGAUUACCUGAAGACGUGAUUCGGUCGGUUUCCGCGCAGUUAGUCUCGGCCCUCUUUUACCUUCACGCCCACCGAAUUUUACAUCGCGACAUGAAGCCGCAGAACAUUCUGCUUGGCCACGGUGGUAUCGUAAAACUUUGCGACUUUGGAUUUGCUAGGGCUGUUGGCAGUACCACGUUGGUGAUUACUUCGAUAAAGGUGUGCCUUAAUCUUCAAAACGCUUAG
Messenger RNA from Dibothriocephalus latus, 524 nucleotides. The record is from the annotation of a GenBank genome assembly. NCBI's taxonomy places the organism in Eukaryota, Metazoa, Platyhelminthes, Cestoda, Diphyllobothriidea, Diphyllobothriidae.